Molecule: messenger RNA, 822 nt
Organism: Paramecium sonneborni
Lineage: Eukaryota; Ciliophora; Oligohymenophorea; Peniculida; Parameciidae
Source: the annotation of a GenBank genome assembly
AUUAAUUUCAAAUCAUGGAUUAACCUUAAAAGGAAGCUCUCUGUAUACAUGUGCAUUAUCAUAGAAUGGGAUCAAAUUUAAGAUGAAGAAUCGUAGCCCUAAUAGCCAGAGUAAAAACAUUAUACAAGUAACAAACCGAAACCAAAAAUGUAAUCGAGAGGGGAGAUAGAGAAAUUGAUUGAUGAGUGUCCUGAUGAGGAAAUCUUACUUAAUAUUGUGAAAUGUCACUUUGAUGCAACCAUUGAAGAAGUGAAACAAUCUUUCCCAAAUUUUGAUUUCCUAAAAGUUGAAAAUUACAAUCCAGGCAGUUUUAGUUUGCUCUUUAAGAAUAAGGAAUAGGCCAAAGAAUUCCUUUUCACAACCAAGGAAACUGUAUAAACACAUUUCCUAUCAUCAGAAAAUUAAAGACAGAGGCUUUUGGAUUAAAUUCCCACCUAGAUUUUAGAAGUCCUCAUAAAAAUUGACAGAUAAUCCAAAUAAGUAAAAUCCAUUGCCAUCUACAGGCAACAAAUUUGUAGAUGCUCCAUAGAAAAAUAAAGAUCAAUAUAAUAGAAAAGGUAUAGGUUAUUUAAUUUUAUAGAACAUGAUGGAAAACAAUUUAAUAGAAGUGACGGAUAAAAGAACUAUAAAAAGAAAGAUGAAGAAGAUGAUGUAAUAGUUUUAUGAUUAAAAUAAGGGUUGGGAAACUGUUAUGCCACAUAGAAUGCCAAAACAAUAUAAACCAUACAAUAGAAAACCUUAAUAAUAAUAAUAAUAAUAAUAAUAGGGUGUUAAGAAAAAUUGAGAAAAUAUAUAUCUUUUAAUAAGUAAAUUUAUUAAAAU